CGGGAGGAGCGGCGGGAGGAGCUGAGCGAGUGCAGUGCCGGGCGCAGUCUCCAAUGAGCCGCGCGGAACCUGCGCCCCUGACGACCCGAGCCCCCUGCGCCCUUUCCCUACGGCUCACCUGGUGCCAGGUCUGGCCUCGCCCCACGGACCAUGGCCUUGCCCCCAUGAGCUAGAGCCUGUUCCUUGGCACGCACCCACCGCCAGCCAGCAGGAUGCAGCUGUGGAAGGCGGUGGUGGUGACCCUGGCCUUCAUGAGCAUGGACGUCGGCAUGACCACGGCCAUCUACAUCCUCAGCCACCUGGACCGCAGCCUGCUGGAGGACAUCCGCCAUUUCAACAUCUUUGACUCGGUGCUGGACCUCUGGGCGGCCUGCCUCUACCGCAGCUGCCUGCUGCUGGGAGCCACCAUCGGUGUGGCCAAGAACAGCGCCCUGGGGCCGCGGCGGCUUCGAGCCUCCUGGACGGUCAUCGCCCUCGUGUGCCUCUUCGUGGGCAUCUACACCAUGGUGAAGCUGCUGCUCUUCUCCGAGGUCCGCAAGCCAGUCCGGGACCCAUGGUUCUGGGCCCUCUUCGUGUGGACUUAUAUCUCACUCGCCGCUUCCUUCGUGCUCUGGUGGCUGCUGUCCACGGUGCGGCCGGACGCCAAAGCCCUGGAGCCGGGGGCUGAGGCCGAGGCCGACGGCUUCCCGAGGGAGCCCCGACCCCCUCGUGAGCAGGCAUCGGGGGCCACGCUGCAAAAGCUGCUGUCCUACACCAAGCCUGACGUGGCCUUCCUUGUGGCGGCCUCCUUCUUCCUCAUUGUGGCAGCUCUGGGAGAGACCUUCCUUCCCUACUACACUGGCCGGGCCAUUGAUGGCAUCGUCAUUCAGAAGAGCAUGGAGCAGUUCAGCACGGCCGUCAUCGUCAUGUGCCUGCUGGCCAUCGGCAGCUCAUUUGCCGCAGGUGUUCGGGGCGGCAUUUUUACCCUCAUAUUUGCCAGACUGAACAUUCGCCUUCGGAACCGUCUCUUCCGCUCACUGGUGUCCCAGGAGAUGAGCUUCUUUGAUGAGAAUCGCACAGGGGACCUCAUCUCCCGCCUCACCUCGGACACCACCAUGGUCAGCGACUUGGUCUCCCAGAAUAUCAACAUCUUCCUGCGGAACACGGUCAAGGUCACGGGCGUGGUGGUCUUCAUGUUCAGCCUCUCGUGGCAGCUGUCAUUGGUCACCUUCAUGGGCUUCCCCAUCAUCAUGGUGGUGUCUGACAUCUACGGCAAGUACUACAAGAGGCUCUCCAAAGAGGUCCAGAAUGCCCUGGCAAGGGCCAGCAGCACAGCCGAGGAGACCAUUAGUGCCAUGAAGACCGUGCGGAGCUUUGCCAACGAGGAGGAAGAGGCAGAGGUGUAUUCCCGGAAGCUCCAGCAGGUGUAUAAGCUGAACAGGAAGGAGGCCGCAGCCUACACCUACUACGUCUGGGGCAGUGGGCUCACGCUGCUGGUCGUCCAGGUCAGUAUCCUCUACUACGGGGGCCACCUCGUCAUCUCAGGGCAGAUGACCAGCGGCAACCUCAUCUCCUUCAUUAUCUACGAGUUCGUCCUGGGAGACUGUAUGGAGUCCGUGGGCUCCGUCUAUAGUGGCCUGAUGCAGGGAGUGGGGGCCGCUGAGAAGGUGUUCGAGUUCAUUGACCGGCAGCCAACCAUGGUGCAUGAUGGGAACUUGGCCCCUGACCGCCUGGAGGGCCGGGUGGACUUUGAGAACGUGACCUUCACCUACCGCACUCGGCCCCACACCCAAGUUCUGCAGAAUGUCUCCUUCAGCCUGUCCCCAGGAAAGGUGACCGCGCUUGUGGGGCCCUCGGGCAGUGGGAAGAGUUCCUGCGUCAACAUCCUAGAGAACUUCUACCCGCUGGAGGGGGGCUGCGUGCUGCUGGACGGAAAGCCCAUCAGCGCCUAUGACCACAAGUACCUGCACCGCGUGAUCUCCCUCGUGAGCCAGGAGCCGGUGCUGUUCGCCCGCUCCAUCACAGACAACAUCUCCUACGGCCUGCCCACCGUGCCCUUCGAGAUGGUAGUGGAGGCCGCACAGAAGGCAAAUGCCCACGGCUUCAUCAUGGAGCUCCAGGAUGGCUACAAUACAGAGACUGGGGAGAAGGGCGCCCAGCUGUCAGGUGGCCAGAAGCAGCGGGUGGCCAUGGCUCGGGCUCUGGUGCGGAACCCACCUGUCCUCAUCUUGGAUGAAGCCACCAGCGCUCUGGAUGCGGAGAGCGAGUACCUGAUCCAGCAGGCCAUCCACGGCAACCUGCAGAAGCACACCGUGCUCAUCAUCGCGCACCGCCUGAGCACGGUGGAGCGCGCGCACCUCAUCGUGGUGCUGGACAAGGGCCGCGUGGUGCAGCAGGGCACGCACCAGCAGCUGCUGGCCCAGGGCGGCCUCUACGCCAAGCUGGUGCAGCGGCAGAUGCUGGGGCUCGAGCCCGCCGCGGACUACUCAGCUGGCCGCAAGGAGCCGCCGGGCGGCAGCGGCCACAAGGCCUGA
Molecule: messenger RNA, 2513 nt
Organism: Enhydra lutris kenyoni (northern sea otter)
Lineage: Eukaryota; Metazoa; Chordata; Mammalia; Carnivora; Mustelidae
Gene: ABCB9
Product: ATP binding cassette subfamily B member 9
Exons: 12
Coding region: 213-2513 (766 amino acids)
Biological process (GO): transmembrane transport; peptide transport
Cellular component (GO): lysosomal membrane
Molecular function (GO): ABC-type oligopeptide transporter activity; ATP hydrolysis activity; ATP binding
Source: RefSeq, a predicted model, not a curated record